This is a messenger RNA of Otolemur garnettii (small-eared galago), 867 nucleotides long. Its product is annotated as zinc finger protein 682-like. Lineage: Eukaryota; Metazoa; Chordata; Mammalia; Primates; Galagidae. The transcript is spliced from 5 exons. Gene Ontology annotation, biological process: regulation of DNA-templated transcription. The coding region runs from base 1 to 867 and encodes 288 amino acids. The record is from RefSeq and is a predicted model, not a curated record.
AUGAACUGUCCAAUCAGAUGCACAGCCAGAAAGAAGAAGGCGGCACCCGGGAUUCCGAGCUUGUCUCCUGAGCUGGUCUGCGACCUGGGGCCUUCUCUUCAGAUAUUUCAUUUCUGGAGGGACCAGUUGUCUCUGCAGCAGCCUCUGUCACCCUGUGCCCUUGAAGGUACUGGGAGAUCUGUAAGGAGGACACUGGGACUUCGCGGGAGCUGGGAAAUGGGACUGUUGACAUUCAAGGACGUGUCUAUUGAAUUCUCUAUGGAUGAGUGGGCCUGCCUGGACCCUGCUCAGCAGCAUUUGUAUCGGGAAGUCAUGUUAGAGACCUACAGAAACCUGGUCUUCCUGGGUCUUACUGUCUCUAAGCCAGACCUCAUCACCUGUCUGGAGCAAAGCAAAGAACCCCGGAAGGUGAAGACACAGCAGACACUACUCAAGCACCCAGCUCUACCUAAUCAUUCUACCCAAGACCAUUUGCAAGAGCUGGACACAAAUAUUUUAUUUCCAGAGCUGAUCCUGAGCAGACAUCAAAUAUGUGGCCCUGAGAAUUUAAACUUUACAAACAACUGGGAAGGUGUGUAUGAAUGUAAGCAGCAGAAAGUAUGUUACAGUGGACUUGACAAAUGUGUAACAGCUACCCAUGGCAAAGUCUUCAGACAGUUGUCAAAUCUAAAUAGACAUAACAUGAUAUAUACCUUAGAGAAAACUUUUACAUGUGAAAAGUAUGGGAAAUCCUGUAAGCUCUGCUCACACAUCACAGAACAUAAGAUAACAAAUACUGCAGAAAAACAAUACAAAUGCAAAGAAGGUAGCCAAUUCUUCCAAUCUUGCUCAACACUCCAUACUGGAGAGAAACUCAACAGAAUGUGA